AUGUUUCUUCAAAUUGACCUCAUCAUGGCUCUCCAACGACAACAGCUGAUCAACAACCUGAUCGCCCUGCACCAAGCGAUGCUUGUUCGAAAUGGGCCAAGUGCUUCUCCAGCUCUCGAGCUUCAACGAAACUCCACCACUUCGACUUUUCCUUCCAACUUUUCGUCCAGCGAAAGCAGCUCAGCCAGCGAGGCCAGCGAAGUUCCGACUUCGGAGUAUUUCUCGGACAGCUCUUCUUCCAGCGCCGCUUCGGAAAUGACCAGCGGCGCGAUCUCCUCCACCACUGGCCUCACCCACGCCAAAGCAGCCAAGGGCAGCGCGUCUAGCAAGAGCUGCAGCUUCUGCCCAGCAACCUUCAAAAGCAACACUGACCUGGCCCGACACGAGCGAAUCCACACUGGCGAGAAGCCCUUUGAGUGCUCCAUCUGCCACCGCCGCUUCAAUCGCAAAGGCAACAUGGAGAAACACAUGGGCACGCACUACAAAGGCGCCGAGAAGUUGAAAUUCAUGCAGCACCGCGUUUUGCUGAAGCCCUUUUCCUGCGCCUGUGGCAAGAAUUUCCGCAGCCGCGGCUUCUACGAACGACACCAGGAACGAUGCGCCCUCGAACUCCAGAAUAUAAAACCAGAAACAGAACAACUGAUCGACGUCGAAAACGACUUCGAAUAA
This is a messenger RNA of Oikopleura dioica, 669 nucleotides long. The record is from the annotation of a GenBank genome assembly. NCBI's taxonomy places the organism in Eukaryota, Metazoa, Chordata, Appendicularia, Copelata, Oikopleuridae.